CCUAAUCGUAGAGGAAUUCUGGGAUGUGUUUUUAAAAUGGAGAUCAUGGGGUUUCCUGUGGAGCAUCGUUAGCAGAAGUGAUCAUCUAAAUAUGCCGCUGCAUCUAAGCAAGACCAGUAUAAAGCAAUAAAUUCUUCAUGGAAACCUGUCCUCAUCUAUCAAAAUGUCGACCAAAAUGGAGCAAUUGUUCCAUAAUAAACCCCCAGAAAUGGAUGUGCUACAUCUGUGGUACAACAGAAAGUGUUUGGGCCUGUUUAAAUUGUCCAAAUGUGGCCUGUGGGAGAUUUAACCAAGAACAUGCCUUAAAGCACUUCAACGACAGCAAGCAUCCUCUGUGUAUAGAAGUGAACUCCAAGUAUGUCUACUGCUAUCUAUGUGAUGAUUAUGUCAUCAAUGAUAAUGCUGCUGGGGACCUAAAGACGAUCCGCAGCACUCUAAGUGCCAUAGCUACUCAGACCUUCAGUGAUGUGGAGACGAAGGGUAUAAAAUUACUGAGGUCCUAUUCACACACAGCCAUAACAUCCACAUAUACUACCAAAGAAGAUGACAAGAUAGCUACAGCAGACUGGCACAGAAGACAAAAGGUCCUCGGGAAGACAUUUGCAGCAUGGCGGGCCUUCACUUUGGAUGAAAAGAAUAGAAAGACUCCCAAAAAGAAUCGGGACCAAGCACUAGUGCCAUCGCCAUCCAGUCCCUUUAUGCGCAAACGUACAUUAAUUCCAGGAAUUACUGGUCUACGUAACCUUGGUAACACUUGUUACAUGAAUUCAAUCUUACAGAUUCUCAGCAAUUUAGAACAGUUUCGAGAAUACUUCAUGCAUUUGGAGACGCUGUCGUCUAAGAGUGAUGUGCUAUCCACACCGACAACUCCUGUUCCGUCUCCCUCCCCCCGGGCAUCUGCCAGAAUACUGGCUCGCCAAGCAUCACUCGUGAAAACUCCUCACCUCAGUCGACAGUCAACUGCAGAAUGCUUUCAGCAUUUGAUGACACCCACACGUUCUAAAAACAGCAGCACAAAGAAAGAGGGACUUAGUGGAGGGUCGACAUCACAAACACCUGUCCGACGUCAGCUUAUCUGUACAGUUGAGUCCAAGAACUCGGCUGCUGACAAAAUCUUCCUGCACCAGGAGUUGAAUGGUCUGUUCCGUGUGUUGUGGUCAGGACGAUGGGCCCAGGUCAGUCCUCAUGCCCUACUUCAGGCUGUGUGGCUAGCCAUUCCCACAUUUAAAGGAUAUGCCCAGCAAGAUGCUCAAGAGUUUCUAUGUGAGCUACUUGACAAGGUGCAACAAGAACUUGCUGUCGUCAAUGGUGCCAAAGAUAUUGUUAAUGAUACAUUCCAAGGUGAACUUGUCAGUCAGGUUACUUGUUUGAAAUGCAAGAACAUUUCAGAAACCCACGAACCCUACAUGGACUUGUCGCUGGAGUUUCCUGAACGUUAUCAAAUCACGAAGAAAAAUUAUAAAAUAGCACAAGACAUGUGUCACGUAACAGAAAUGUUAGCAAAGUUUACCGGUAUAGAGGAAUUAGAGGGAAAGAUUUACUCUUGUGAAAAGUGCAAUAAGGACAGACGGGGUAAAAGUCCGGCGAAAGUGGUGUACACGGAGGCCCAGAAACAAAUCCUGGUGAGAAAACUACCUGAUGUCCUUCGACUCCAUCUGAAGAGGUUCAGGUGGUCAGGGCGAUUCCAUCGAGAGAAGAUUCUCACACAUGCUGCCUUUGAUGAGACUUUAGACAUGAAGCCAUUCUGUGAGCCUGGUAAGGGAAGGAACGAGGACUACCAGUACCAACUACAAGGGGUGGUUAUACACCAUGGCAAGGGCUUCGGCUGUGGACACUAUACAUCCUGUUGUUGGAGUGUAGAGGGAGAUUCUUGGGUAGAUUGCAAUGAUGCAAGGAUGAGGCUGUGCCAGUUGGAAGACGUGCUGCUAAGUCAGGCCUAUAUACUCGUCUACACAAAGGUCAAGCAGACAAACAAUAAUGCAUGUUCACAAGAAUCCCUGUACACAGAUUCUCAAUAUACAGACUCGCAAAGCACAGUGACCUCAGAAGGCACAGACAUAUACAGUAUCAGUGGGGAGGAGUUUACCCCGUCUCUACGCCGUCUCAACUCCUCACAAAUAAUAGACGGGGAAAUCACUUUCAACUUCCUCACCUCUGUGGUCGACUCCUCCGUGGUCCCACUGUCAGUGGGCACAAAACGACCAAGUCAGGACGGUGAACAAAACAUCAGUGAACGUGUGAUUAAACGACGCAGAUCCCUGUUGUGGUGAAAAAACUUAUCAUUCAUUGUCGGAUGGAGAAAGUUCAGUUAUACUGUACGUGGUAGAUCCUCUUAAGUUAUUUCAUAUUUCAGCAGGUCGAGGAAAGUUUUUAUGAUUUUACUGAUGAAUACCAUAUUAACAUGAAAGUUUAGAUGUGUAUGUUUAAUAUUUCAUUCUUUCUAAAUAGCAUAACUUCUUUUAGUCAAAUUGAAAGGAUUUUUUUUCUCAAGAAAAAGUAAAGUUUUGAUUCAUAAGCUACUGUGCUAGAUGCUAAUGAAUCUCUUUUACUGACAUAUACCUCGUUUCUAGAAGCUAAAAGCGACAAUCACAAUGGCUUAGUGAGUUUGAGUGAUAAUAAAUAUAUUUAUUCAAUUUUAUUUUCACAGGUUUUCUAUCACACUCUUGGGUGUGGUAUUCUUCCAGCAAGUCAAUUCUGUUCAUUUUCAGACUCGACAGACUAUAUAUAUACCGUAUUUGACCUAAUAAGGGCGCAGGGCGCGGGUAAUUGUAAGGGGGGGCACCCUUAUUAAGAUUAGUUAUUCUAAAGUUUUAUGA
Messenger RNA from Pecten maximus, 2816 nucleotides. Its product is annotated as ubiquitin carboxyl-terminal hydrolase 44-A-like. The transcript has 17 exons. NCBI's taxonomy places the organism in Eukaryota, Metazoa, Mollusca, Bivalvia, Pectinida, Pectinidae. Gene Ontology annotation, cellular component: cytoplasm. The record is from RefSeq and is a predicted model, not a curated record. Bases 138 to 2270 code for a protein of 710 amino acids. Gene Ontology annotation, biological process: protein deubiquitination. Gene Ontology annotation, molecular function: zinc ion binding; cysteine-type deubiquitinase activity.